UGAUGAUGUACCUAUUACACUAACACGUAUCCCUUACAUUACUAUUUCUAUUCCGCGAUGUCUCAGAUGAGGGGUGCAUUUGAUGUUGGUGGCCUUUGUACUGGACCUUUUACUAUGCGUCGAUUUAAUCCAGCAGUUGGCUCCCUACCUAGCUUCUUCUCUCCCCAUCUUGAGGCUCCGUGAACCUGUAUCUAACCCCUAUCUGGCCCCUUACCCCUAUCCCCGCAGUCUUCACUCCGCUGAGCUCUUCUGAUAUACAGCAGAUCUAAAAGGUUCAAACAAUAGACCUAGUUGACUAUUGAAUAUGACUUAAUUCGACCACUAUUCGCCAUGUUCAACCUCGAUAUCCACCCUGUGGCCAUUUCCUAUGCUGUCGUCGGCAUCAUCGCCUCCUAUUUUCUCGCCGUUGUGAGUUAUCGACUUCUACUUCAUCCCCUAAGUCGUUACCCGGGGCCGUUCCUCGCGAAGCUAUCAGAUGCCUAUCCCGGCUUCUACGCUUUCCGUCGACGUCUGCAUCUAACCACCCAACGGGAUCAUCAGAAGUAUGGUCCCGUUAUGCGACAUGGUCCAAAUAAACUCGUAUUUAACUCCGUUCAAGCUUUGCGAGACAUCUAUCAGAAUGAAAAGGUCACCAAGGCCGAUGCCUAUCUUGUCUCGCAGGCCGCCCCGAAUGUCUUUAAUCUUUUCAACGCUAUAGACAGAGACUUGCACCGUAUAAAGCGCAAGCUAGUCGGCGCGGCCGUCUCGGAACGCGCGAUGCGCACCUUCGAACCCACCUUAUCUAACCAGGUGGACGUCUUCGUGAAACAGCUACUCUCACCUCCUGACGCUCCUAUAAAUAUGACGGAGCGAAGUAAACGUCUAGGUCUCGAUAUCGUGGGUCACCUUUCCUUUGGUUACGAUCUUCGCCUCCAGACCGAAGAGACCAACCGUUUCCUCGUCAAUGCCAUCCAGCUGGGAAACUAUCGCAGUAAUCUUAAUAUGCAAUUUCCGUUCAUCCACAAGGCUCACCUGCAUAACGCGAUAGGCCGCUUCUUUUACCCUUCAUGGGACGAGUUCACCCGCUUAUUGCAAACCAUGAUCGGAACUCGUCUUAGUCAAGAUAAGGAUGCUCAACCGGACUUCUAUUCUUAUGUUUCCGACGCCCUAGCAGCCGAGUCGGAAGAAGCGCGACAGCUUGAUCUCUGGACCGAAGCUAUGUUCUUCACAAUUGCUGGGGGUGAUACAACCGCGGCAGCCAUUGCAGCCGCCUUCUUCUAUCUAUCACGCAACCCGGAGUGUUACCGGAAGUUGGCCCAGGAGGUUCGCACUACCUUUAAAAGCAGCAGCGAAGUGAGGGGCGGCCCGGCACUGUCGAGCUGUCACUAUCUCCGUGCCUGCGUUGACGAGUCUCUGAGAAUGUCCCCACCAACGCCUAGUACGCCGUGGCGACAAUUAGCCCCAGAUGAGAAGGAUGAUUUUCUUAUUAUUGACGGAUACCCUAUCCCAAAGGGUGUCUCGUUCGGAGUGAAUAUCUACUCGCUUCAUCACAACGAGAAAUACUUCCCAGACCCGUACAGGUUCUCUCCCGAGCGCUGGUUACCCCCGGUCCCCGACACACCGGAAAGCCGCGCAGCUCAGAAGAUUAUGCGAGACGCCUUCAGCCCAUUCUCCGUCGGUGCUCGCUCUUGCGCCGGAAAGCCGGUAGCUUACCUCGAGACUAGCCUUACUUUAGCGAAAACGCUAUGGCACCUUGACUUCGAACUGGCUCCCGGAGUGCUCCGCCAGGUGGGCGCGGGCAGGAAAGGGGGCGAGAGCGGAAGGGAGCGGCCGGAGGAGUUCCAAUUAUUCGACCAAUUCACCUCCGCCCAUGACGGUCCUUACUUGAUGUUCAAGCCUCGAGGCGAUUUUGUUGGGCAGGAUGAAACCAAAGGAGUUAUAAUGCGGAACCUAGUCUUUAUCUUUUAG
Molecule: messenger RNA, 1947 nt
Organism: Annulohypoxylon truncatum
Lineage: Eukaryota; Fungi; Ascomycota; Sordariomycetes; Xylariales; Hypoxylaceae
Product: cytochrome P450
Exons: 5
Coding region: 331-1947 (538 amino acids)
Molecular function (GO): heme binding; iron ion binding; monooxygenase activity
Source: RefSeq, a predicted model, not a curated record